AUGACAAAGGCUGCAAGGAUUGCGCUUUGCCUUUUGAUAUGCGUGUUUGGUUUUGCUUGGGUUUUAGUCGACUGUGAUCAAGGACAUGGCCAUGGACAUGGAGGCCAUGGACACAGCCAUGGUCACGGGCAUCUUCAUCCCGAAGAUUAUGAACAUGAAGACCACAGGCAUUUGUACUACAGACCACAAGAGGACCACGAUCAUGAACACGAAGGAGAUGACCCUAGCCACGAGGAGCAUGACCAUAUUCAUGAAGGACACGGACAUAGUCAUGGAGGACACGGCCAUAGCCACGAUGGACAUGAACAUUUGGACCCUGAGGAAGACCACGAACAGCCCACAGAAGCCAAGAAAGAACACGUACAUCAUGCCCACAGUCAUCACGAAGGACACACAGACGAUGAUCACGACCACGGAAAGAAAGCCGAGAGCUCAAAACCUAUCAAAGACCGAUUUGCCUUGUCCACGUGGAUUAAUGCUCUCGGAGCGACAUUUUUGAUCAGCGCUGCGCCUUAUUUGUUGCUCUUUUUUAUCCCACUGGACAAGAACACAGACGAACAGAAACCGUUUCUAAAAAUUUUGUUAGCUUUUGCUUCUGGGGGACUGUUGGGGGACGCGUUUUUGCAUUUAAUUCCCCACGCUGUAUCGCCACAUUCACACGGCGAAGAUGGUGGUCAUUCUCAUCAUGAUCACUCGCAUUCGCACGGCGGCGAAGCCCAUGGACAUGAUCACGACAGAAAUAUGAUCGUAGGCCUUUGGGUUUUGGCUGGAAUUGUAGCUUUUCUCAUGGUUGAAAAGUUCGUACGAUAUGUGAAAGGUGGACACUCUCAUAGUCACAGCCAUGUUGUGCCUGUAGACGCCAAGUCGAAAUCGAAGGACGAAACCGACAAAACUGAGCAAGAAAAUACAUCGGAAACUAAAG
This is a messenger RNA of Paramuricea clavata, 922 nucleotides long. The record is from the annotation of a GenBank genome assembly. NCBI's taxonomy places the organism in Eukaryota, Metazoa, Cnidaria, Anthozoa, Malacalcyonacea, Plexauridae.